AUGCCGGCUACGAGUUCGACAUUUGCUUCACCUCGGUGCAGAAACGGGCCAUCCGUACCCUCUGGACUGUCCUGGAUGCCAUCGAUCAGAUGUGGUUACCUGUUAUCCGAACCUGGCGCCUGAACGAGAGGCACUACGGGGCCCUCACCGGUUUGAACAAGGCUGAGACGGCGGCAAAGCAUGGUGAGGCACAAGUGAAGAUCUGGAGGCGCUCGUAUGACAUUCCUCCACCUCCCAUGCAGUCUGAUCACCCCUUCUACAGCACCAUCAGCAAGGACCGUCGCUACGCUGACCUGACAGAGGACCAGCUGCCAACAUGUGAGAGCCUGAAGGACACCAUUGCACGGGCUCUGCCCUUCUGGAACGAGGAAAUCGUCCCACAGAUCAAAGAGGGAAAGCGAGUCCUUGUUGCUGCUCAUGGCAACAGCCUGCGUGGGAUUGUCAAGCAUCUCGAAGGCAUGUCAGAAGAGGCCAUCAUGGAGCUGAACCUGCCUACUGGCAUCCCUAUCGUCUACGAACUGGACAAGAACCUGAAACCCGUCAAGCCCAUGCAGUUCCUGGGGGAUGAGGAGACGGUGCGCAAGGCCAUGGAGGCUGUCGCUGCUCAGGGCAAGGUCAAGAAGUGAGGGUGGGCAGCAGGUUAGCACGUAGUAGAGCCCCCCCGCCGCCACCCCCUACCCCUCUGUGCACACCCCCUACAGCCGUAGAAACUUGGAGCUGCAGAGCUGGAGCAGUUCCCCAGGAUUAGGCCCGUUCCCUCAGGACCAGGCUCCCCUCUGCAGACAG
Mesitornis unicolor (brown roatelo) is the source of this 786-nucleotide messenger RNA. It is a transcript of the gene PGAM1, whose product is annotated as phosphoglycerate mutase 1 (brain). The annotation marks the transcript as partial. Gene Ontology annotation, biological process: glycolytic process. Gene Ontology annotation, molecular function: intramolecular phosphotransferase activity. The transcript is spliced from 3 exons. The record is from RefSeq and is a predicted model, not a curated record. NCBI's taxonomy places the organism in Eukaryota, Metazoa, Chordata, Aves, Mesitornithiformes, Mesitornithidae.